Messenger RNA from Tripterygium wilfordii, 2022 nucleotides. Its product is annotated as beta-galactosidase 13-like. The transcript has 12 exons. Gene Ontology annotation, biological process: carbohydrate metabolic process. The record is from RefSeq and is a predicted model, not a curated record. Gene Ontology annotation, molecular function: carbohydrate binding; beta-galactosidase activity. NCBI's taxonomy places the organism in Eukaryota, Viridiplantae, Streptophyta, Magnoliopsida, Celastrales, Celastraceae. Gene Ontology annotation, cellular component: cell wall; vacuole. The coding region runs from base 423 to 1901 and encodes 492 amino acids.
UAAUUAAAUUUUAUCUUGAAAAUCUCAAGUUUGCAGAUGCCUAAGAAAUUAAUGAAAAAGUAUUCUUUCUUUUUCUUGGUAUAGUUGAAUGCUCAUAUUUAAUUCAUAGAACCACAUGCUUGAAUGUGCAGAUCAAUUCCUGCAAUGGAAGGCAUUGUGGAGAUACUUUUACAGGUCCCAAUAAGCCUUACAAGCCUUCCUUGUGGACUGAGAACUGGACAGCUCAGUGAGUAUACUACCAUGUCAUUGAACAAAUCAAAAGUCUUAAUGAAGCCCAAAGGAGGAGAGAAAAGAACAAAAAUGCAGAUUAUGGUACAGAGCGUUUGGAGACCCACCAUCUCAAAGAUCAGCAGAAGAUAUUGCCUACUCAGUGGCUCGUUUCUUCUCAAGGAACGGAACUCUGGCCAACUAUUACAUGUACCAUGGAGGCACAAACUUUGGUAGGACAUCUGCUCACUUCACAACUACUAGAUACUAUGAUGAGGCUCCUCUUGAUGAAUAUGGUUUGCAAAGGGAACCUAAAUGGGGCCAACAUUUGUGCUGCUUUUCUGGUAAACAACAACACCAAGAUACCACAAACUGUUAACUUCAAGGGCAAGAAUUACAUCAUUCCCCCACGUUCCAUUAGCAUCCUCCCUGAUUGCAAGACCGUGGUUUACAAUACUGAGACGAUAGUUGCACAGCAUAAUUCAAGGAAUUUCAUGAGAUCAGAGAUCGCAAACUGGAAUAUCAAAUGGAAGAUGUACAAAGAAGUUAUCCCAAGCCAAUUUUCUUUGAAGUCUAUCAGGCCAUACGAGCUCUUUGGAUUGACUAAAGAUACUACCGACUAUGCUUGGUACUCCACAAGUAUUGAACUGGAUCGAGCUGACUUGGCAGUGCGAAAAGAUAUAGCUCCAGUCAUAAGGAUUCCAAGUCUUGGUCACGCAAUGAUUGUUUUUGUUAAUGGUGAAUACCUAGGAUCUGCGCAUGGGAACCAUGAUGUGAAGGGCUUUGUCUUCCAAAACGAAAUCACGUUAAAACCUGGGGUCAACCAGAUUACUCUCUUAUGCAGUACUAUGGGAUUCCCAGAUAGUGGACCCUAUAUGGAGCGUGUAUAUACUGGGCCGAGGGCUCUGCAGCUGCUAGGUUUGAAUACUGGGAAUCUUGACCUGACAUUUAAUGGUUGGGGACAUCAGGUUGGUUUGGAUGGAGAAAAGCUUGGCUUGUUUUCUGAGGGUGGGUCACAGAAGGUCGAAUGGACAAAAGCUAAUGGAGUUGGACCACCUCUUACAUGGUACAAGGCAAGGUUUGAUGCACCAGAAGGAAAGAAUCCAGUGGUUAUUCAAAUGACCGGUAUGGGCAAAGGUAUGGUUUGGGUCAAUGGCAACAGCAUUGGCAGACACUGGAUGUCUUUUCUUUCUGCUCUUGGACAGCCCUCGCAGUCAGAAUAUCAUAUCCCAAGAGCUUACGUAAAGCCCAAAGACAAUCUCUUGGUUAUAUUCGAAGAGGAGGCAGUGGAUCCAAAAGCAAUAGAGAUCCUAGUUGUUGACAGAGAUACCAUCUGCAGCUUCAUGACAGAGUUGCACCCACCUCAUGUGAAAUCAUGGGCAAGACAGAACAGCCAUAUGCGCCCCGUGGUAGAUAUUGUGAGACCAGCAGCCCAUCUCAAGUGUCCAAAUCACAAGACGAUACUGGCUGUGGAGUUCGCAAGCUGGGGUGAUCCAUAUGGCGCCUGUGGAAACUACUUUGUUGGAAACUGCUCUUCCCCCAUCUCAAAGGAGGUUGUUGAGAAGCGUUGUUUGGGAGAGACUGAAUGUGAGAUACCGAUUGAAAGAAAACUCCUUGACAUGAACAAUGACGGUUGCCCGGAUAUCACCAAGACACUGGCAGUUCAAGCAAAGUGCGGCUUCAAUGAGAACUAGAGAAAGAUCAGAGGGACCUUAUACUUCACAGGGUGUUAUUACAAUCAUGAGUUUCAUGUUUAUAAACCUCAUUGUUUCAUGUUUAAAGAAGGUGUCGGAAUUCUUUCACCUUCAUGUAAAC